This is a messenger RNA of Athalia rosae (coleseed sawfly), 7587 nucleotides long. RefSeq lists its product as uncharacterized. NCBI's taxonomy places the organism in Eukaryota, Metazoa, Arthropoda, Insecta, Hymenoptera, Athaliidae. The transcript is spliced from 8 exons. Bases 261 to 4652 code for a protein of 1463 amino acids. The record is from RefSeq and is a predicted model, not a curated record.
GAGACCCGCAGUGUUGAACCGCGGUUCGAAGAACGUGGUUAUGUCCUAGUUUGUCGUUUGUCGCUCUCUGUUACCGAAAAAAUUUCUAAUAGAAAAAAGUAUCGAAGGUUAGACGAACUCGUCGAUAUAAUGAUAGUUCAAGUGGUUUGCUGCGAUGGGGAAUUACCCUAAACACUGACUGUCGAUACGUAAUAUUCCGUUAACAAGAGGAAGGGUCGAAUAAAUAUUGCCCAAGAAGAGAUUUCCCAGCUCUCUGUAAAAUGGGGAAAAAGGGUGCUAAGAGGAAAACUAGAUGGAGGAGCCUUAGCAUAGGUGCUCCACCGGGAGAAGAAGACGAAGAAGAAGAAGUGCGCAAAGGAUACCAGUUAGAAAAUGGAAUCAGAUCUGCAAGGGGUGAUCGGAGUGUGCAGAGUGGUUAUUCAUCAUAUAAACGCACCCGACCAUAUAACAAUGCAACAAAUACUUAUGGAUAUGGAUAUGGUUCUCUCUACAACGGCCAAUCCAAAUCCACUCAAGCUAAAAAUGAUGAGGACCCUACAAAACCAAAGAUUGUUUUCAAUGAAGAGGAAUACAUGAGAAUAACGACACCCAGGCAGGAUGUUCUUUUCAAAAAGGGCUACCUUUCUCGCAAGAAACCCUUGGCCAGUACUGCAAGCACUAGCGCAACUAGCGCGACUACUACUCCAUCAACCAACGAAAGCCAGUCCGCUGCACAUUCCACUGCUGAUGGUAGCGAGACGGCGGAGGAUCAGCAGUUAUUGGAUGGUGGCUACGGUGGUGAGUUUGCCAUUGUCCCGGAGGGAGCAGCUCAAUUUGCAUAUGGAGGUUUCUACGAUCAAGUUACUGGAUAUUACUACGAGUAUCCUGUCAUGUUGGUCGGACCACCUGUUCCUGGACAUUCUAGUCCUAACGUACUCGCAGCAAUGCCAUGCGGACCUGUUCCACUUCGACCAGUAGAAUGGUUUAAUCCCCAGUAUGUGCCUGAAACAUUACAAGAUCAACACCAGCCCCUGCACUCCACGGACUCACAGGCGGGAAGUUGCGGAUCAUCUGUUUCCAUGGAUGAACUCGGCGGUACGGGAGCAGCCGCGAAUGCUGUUGAAGCAAGUGAAGUUGUCAACAGUAAUGAGACGAAAGACGAAGAACUAACUACUAGGGACGCAGAAGGUCCUAUUGAUGAAGGGGUGGUAGCAGAAUGCAUACCAAGUUCUCAAAUUAUACCUCAAAUAAUACCCCACAUGCAUAUGCCACCGCAGCACUAUGUCUAUCCUGGUCACUUCAUGUUUGGACCACCGAUGGUCAAUAUGAAUGGUGUUACGAUACAGAACGGUGCCAUUAUACCGAGCGAAGCAUUGUGGGUAAAACGAAGAAAGAAGAGGAAGAGAAGAAAGCAGAGACGGCCUCUUGCAGUUGGUAAUACAGAAGACGAGGAGGAGGAGUACAGCUCAGAGUGGGAAUCGAGCUCUAAUUGGUCACAACCCGCUUGGUCGACAAGUACAACUACCACAAUCACUAAUGAUAUCACAACCUCUCGACCGCUCAAUCCUGAAGUUCAAGAGUUUCAGUUUAGAAGCACAUUACCCAUUUUAGCAGACACGACCGAUGUAAGAACACCAGAUGCAAAGGAUACUGAUACCCAAUUAGCGUCACGUCUGACAGAAAUAACUAAGGAGGAAUGUGGAGAGACGGAGGUAGGAGUUGAACCUGGAGUCUUAUCGAUUAACAAUACAGUUUCACUAAAUCUUAAUGACGAACACUUAAAAGACGAAUCAACUGAAAAUACGUUGGAAAAUGAAAGGUUAAAAGAAAAGAAUGGCAGUGAUGUUAAAGAUGAGACGAUAUCGCAUGUUAUUGACACCGAGAAAAAUGUGCUGAACUAUAAAGCGCAAGUACAGAGCAAUGGCAAUGGAGAAAUAAUUAAUGACAAUUCUGAUAACUGUGCAAAAGACGCAUCGAAUAUUAGUGUGAAUGCUUCAGCAACCAAGCCACUUGCUAAUGGUAAUUCUAUUGAUGAGGACAGCAACAAUUUAGUCGUAUCUAUUGACAGCAAAGGUAUAGUUGGUGGUCCAAACAAAAUAAAAUCUCAAACAAGCUUAUUGGAAGACUCCGUUAACAACAGUAAUGAAUCAAAAGAAGAUAUUCACGAUGAUUCAAAUACUUUCCAAGCAAAACCUGAAAAAACAGGAGAAGUGAAUAAUGGCAAUUCAAAAUCUGCAGCAUUGAAGGUCGAGAAAUGUAAUGCAAGUCCACUUUCUAACAGCAAAAAACCUCAAAAUGAGACGCCUACCAAAAAGAAUGGUAAUAAGAGUGUGAAAAAAGGGAAAGGAAAAUCAAUGGACAUACAAAAAUCAGUUCGCAAUAAAGGCGACUCUAAAAAUCCACAGCGCAAUGAAACGACAUCUAAUACUGUUUCUAGUGAGUCUUUGGCAAAGAGAGGCAGAUCAGCCUCUCCUCGUGCCAGACAACCUUUGAAUUCGGAAAGUUCGAGAUCAGAAUCACCUCUAACCAAGCCAAGUUCAAGACCAACAAGUCCUGAAAUUAACCAAAUGACAACUCCGAUAAAUGCUGAAACUCAUAGACUGCCAGAAAGCUACGAAUCUUUAGUCACGAGGUCAACUCCUCGCUCAGUUACCCCUCCUCUCACUGCCGGUAUUCCGGUCGCACCACCUAGAAGAAAGUACAGUGCCAAAGGAAUAAAAUUCAUACGAGAGCCUACACCUGGUCCAGAUCUAGACACGGAUAUCAAGUCUGAUAAUGAAGAGGCAAUCAAAAUUGAUAAUAGCUUGAGAACGUACGCUAGUAAUUCGGAAAGUUGCGCGUCAAUUGAUCAUGAGACAACCAUGUUUUCAUUACCAGAAAAUACUGUACCUCAGAAUUCUGACGCAGAAAAAAAUAUCGAAGUGGCUGCAGAGGAUUCGGUGUUCAAAGAUCUUGAGCCAUCUUUAGAUGUUUCUCUUCAGUCCGAAACGAUCAGUAAUGAAAGUUCUCAGAGAAUCGACUGCCAAUUAGAUUUAACAGAAAACGAGGUAACGAGUAUUAGUGUGGAUUAUGUAACGGUCAACAAUUCGAAUACGGUAGAAGCUGUACCGACUACUUCUGUUGGAGAAAAUACAUGUCAAGUGAAUUCGAUCUGCCUUGACUCAAAUAAAAAGAUUGGAGUUGAUAAUUUGGAAGCUCAUACGAUAUCGAAGCUAUCUGACCAUCCUAUAACCGAUGCAGUAACUGCUUGGCUCGAAAGAACAAAGUCACCAGAAGAAAUGUUUAAAGUACCGAUGCGAACAUCUGAAUCUGACGACUCUGAUUUAUCAGAAACAGAAAUAUUUGAUGACGACCCAGAUGAACAGCCGUCAAAAAACUUGCAAGGCAACCCCAUGCCUGCACUAUCUGUUAGUAACGGAUCGAUCGACAAAGGUCAAAGAACGCGAUCGAACGUUGUUACUAGUGGUAAUAUUACAAAGACUGACACUUUUGUUACUUCGAAAAAUAUUGUAAGCAGAAGAGAAAAAGACAUUAAUAAUCUAAAAGUAAUACUUUCUCCAACUAAUAAUAAUAUUAAUAAUAAUAAUAAUGGAAGUUAUACGGAAGCGGUUUCAAGGAGUGUCAGGGUUUGUGAAUUUACCACACAGGGUAGCGCUGCUGGCAUGAGGGUUGCCGAAAACUCUCGGGUGAAUUUGAACAAAGUAAAUAUGGAGAAUAAUCGAUUUGAAGAAUGUUCAAAUAAGAAAAACUAUAUUGAAAAUAUCGAAAUGAAAAUUCAGAAUAACAAGAACAGUAACAAAGAGCUUCCAGAGAAUGGAAUCGAGGCUCUAGAAAAUGUGAAGACUUACGAGAGAGGAGAAAUCAUUGUUACACUCGACGGAAAACUAUUGACAGGAACCAUAUUCGAACCAACCUGUUCGGCAAUAAGUCAUACACAGGUUCCAGAAACUGUCGCAGAAGUUUGCGUGGCAAAAAGUAAUCGAAUAAAUCGUACAAGAUCUCUAGAAUUAAACGAAUCGUUUGUUACAAGUCUUAACAAUGAGCACGAAAUGAGUCCAGAAGAAACACUUUCUCUUGGGAGCAUCGAAGAGCCAGAUGUGUUAGAAUGUUGGGAAACUGAGAUGGUUGAGCCAGUUUUAUUAUCAAAGAAUAGCAGGCAGAUGAUGAAACUUCAGGUCGAUGGUCAAGUGCAUGAUGGAGAGGCUAUGGAGGAAGAAAAUUAUGACAAUCAUAAGGACCCAACUGUAAAGGAAUAUGUGAAGAAGUACUACAGACUCGCCAGGGAGUAUACGUUAAGUGUAGAAGAUGAGUUAAGUGAGAGGGCGUUGAAACAGACGAAUAGUAAUAAUAUUAGCUCAAAUUCAAAUUCAAACUCGCCCAAGAGAGCAACACCAAACACCCCAGAACGUAUGAUCGAAUGUUUAUGUAGCGAAGAAAUACCAAUAAUUGUGCCACUGCCGAAAUCUACGUCAACUGAAGAAAAUAAUGUUGUGAAUGCCGACGGAAAGCAAAUUGAAGCUGUUGACGAAGCCUUUGAAGUAUACGAGAGCUGUUAUACAGUAAAGACAAGAUUACCUACCGUAACUCAUCUAAACAUUGAGGGAUCGAAAAUACCGUUUCAAAAUCAAGAGGGACCCGUACCAUGUAAGGCGGUAUGUUGCAGUAUACAGUAAGAAAAAAAAAACUAUUGUUAUGCCCAUUCGAAUCUUGGAUUGGAGAGAGAGUUACGUUUGUAAGUUUCGAAGAGGGCUCGUCUACCGAUAAGUCUUCUGAAUAUCGAAAUGCUUUUGUUGGACUCAGAAUGAAUAAGCGAAAGACAAGAAAUCUAUAUAUAAGAUGAAAGGAAACUAAAUCUAAACAAUGAUGAGAAAAAAGAUAAGUUACAUAAAUGGUAAAAUAGUUCCACGCAGCUUCCCAUUCUUGUAAAUAGAUUCAUUUUCACCCAGACACUUCAUUCACACGAAUUAUUGAAUAAAACGAUUAGCCAAAAAAAAAGAUAACAUAAAAAGCAUGAAAGAAUCAUGAUACUUAAAGAAAAAUUGUCUACACCUCGUAACAAUGAAAAUAAUAUCUAUUUAAUAUUGUGUAUUGAUCAUAUUGAAUUAUUGAAUAUAGAAACACAUUGUUGGCUACACGUUUGCUGUUAUAUUGGUAGGUUAGCUGUUGUUAUAAGCCAUACCCGUAACGAAUAUAUUAUUAAAAUGUGAUCAUUAGUCAUAUUUCUUCAAUAAACGACGAAAGGUAUAAGGCAAAGAGAAUGAUGUUGCGUAAUUAAAUAAUAUUUAUUUUUGAGUCUUUCAUAGUUUAGAAAAUAAUAUCUCGAGAUGUUUAAUGUAAAAAAACGAUCGAACAAUAGAUCAAGAAAGAAAUUGAGGAUCUUUGUCGUCACUCUGUACAUAUCAAGAAAUGUUAAUCAACUGCAACUUAAUAAUUAUUUCGUCGUUGUAUCGCAUCAACCAUCAUUAACAUCUAACAAAACUGUUGAAUGAAAGAUAAAAUAUCGAAACAUAAUUUAACAUAAUUCGAGAUUAUCUUUAACUAACAAAUGCUAUAUACCUAUAUACGGACACAUGUAUGAAAUCAGACUCUUUGACCUAUACCCUUGAUCGCAUGAAAAAGAGUGAAACUGAAGAACUAAUAGUUGGGUCUUGUAACCUAACUUAAAUUGGUUUUCGUUAAUGAAUUUUUGCUGAUGUCAUUGGAUGCUGUUGUAUAAUAAAUAAUAAGCAAGAUGAUUACGAAUCGUUACAUGUUGGUAAUAAGGUAUAUUUUUUAUGAUCUUCAAGUCCUUGUAAUGUGAUUAAUAAUUGAUAUAUUUGUAAUGUAACGGUGAAAAAGAAAACCAAAAAUGUCUACAAAAUUUUAAGACCGCAAUAAGGUUUUUUUAAUUUAUAAGGUUUCAAUUUUGCUCAAGAGAAAUCAUAGCGUUGAAGAACAAUGAGAUCGAUAACAAUAACUCUAUAACUUAUUUCUAACGGCAAUAGGAAGAUUUCACUAUUGUUGAGACAUUGAUGGAAAAAAAAAAGAAAAACGAGAUACAAAAAAAAUUUGUAAAAUUUUUACCAACCAUGAUAUUUAAUUCAUACGUAUUAUCUAGUAAUCCGUUACUAAAACCAGCUACGUAGAUUGAUAAAAUAUUAAUUCUAAAUGAAACGAAAGUACAGGAUUUUUUACACUAACAAAACAAGGAAAAAAACAAACAUGAAGAAUAUAACAAAUAACUAUUGAACAGAAAAAAGGGGAGAGGGGAAAUGCCAAAGAGAGUUAUUUGAAACAAUAAUGUUACUACUCGUACAUUGGCGCGAUAGCCAUUACAAAUAUAAUAAUAAUGAUAAUAAAAUUAAUAAUAAAAUAGGCUGUAACCAUGAAAUAUCUUCAUGAUAGCAUCAAACAAUGGCCAGUGGACAACAAUGAGAUACUGCGAUAAUUUAUUCAAUUCCUAUAAUGAUACCUAGUCACGAUUCAGUAAAAAAAAAAUUUAUUGUAAUUCCAUCUAAAAUGUGACCCGUCACAUACUCAUAGUUUCUGGCAUGUAGCUAAUAGAUGAAUGUAGUAUAUGAAUUGUUCGCUGGCAAUAUUAGAAAAAAGACAUUGAAAGAAGGAGAAAACAAGGAAAAUUUUAGCAUAAUUUGGCUUCCUAGAAAUUACCACAAAAAAUCAUCACGAUCGUACGAAGUGAGAACAAGGAAAUUUAUAUUUUCCAAAAUGUGGUGCCUGUUGUAAGCCAUGCUUUAGUUAGUUUUCAUUAACUAGCGUAUCUAUUGAAUUGAUCUAGCGCAUCUAUUGAAUUAAAUAUUGAAUGAAAUAAUUAUGUAAACUUGGUAACGUACGUACAUGUACAAGUUUAAGCUUUGAAAUCAUCGUAUGAAUUUUACAAAUGAAAAAUUGUAAAUAAAGACAAAAUUUGCGCAUGGUAAUAAAAAAAAAUACAUUCAUAAAGCAGAACAGAAAGAAAACAAAUAAUUAAAAAUACAUACGUACAUACAUGUUUAUUUGAAGUCGAUUAAUUACAUUAUAUGCCAUUUCGAGUUGAAGUAUGAAUAUAUAUUGAGAGGAAUGUGGAAAAAUAGCUUAGUUGAUAGUUAGUUUUUGCUGAAUCGCGGUAAACGAAAUAAUUUCUACAAUACCAGUGAGUAGAAUACUAUUUGCAUAUACCAUUGUAGAAUAAUGUACGAAUCAUCAUUGGUUGUUCGGUCUUUGAGUAGAGAAAUCCAUGAACGCAGAAAUAAUUUCAUCGAUAUAACAAUUAAUGAAAAAAAAAAAAAAAAUACACUGUAACCAUACAAUGUGCGCGUUGCAGCAAGUGUGUGCCUUAUACUGUGGCGGCCAUUUUUCUAACAAUUUAAGAGGAAAUCCUUAAAUAAGCGACGACUAACAAAAGAAAAUCAAAUGAAAAGAAGGAAGAAUAAAAAAUACUUAAAUAAACAAUAAACAUGUUUCCAUUUGCUAUACAAAUAUGAUAAUAUGAAAUACAGACGAUAUUGUGUUUGCCACUGAAAAAAAUGUUUUUCAACUCAGAAGUUACAAAAAAAAAACGAUAAAAAAUCAUCUCAUUUCAUUGAGUACUAACAUGUUCACCACAUAUUAUAACACGAUCCAUUAUUCAGA